This is a messenger RNA of Vanessa tameamea, 3518 nucleotides long. RefSeq names its product protein diaphanous (gene dia). The coding region runs from base 164 to 3409 and encodes 1081 amino acids. The transcript is spliced from 27 exons. Lineage: Eukaryota; Metazoa; Arthropoda; Insecta; Lepidoptera; Nymphalidae. The record is from RefSeq and is a predicted model, not a curated record. Gene Ontology annotation, cellular component: actin filament. Gene Ontology annotation, molecular function: small GTPase binding; actin binding. Gene Ontology annotation, biological process: actin filament polymerization; actin cytoskeleton organization.
GAUGUAUGACGCUUGACGAAUCGUGUCAUAGGGAACAAUGUAUGACAUCACUAGUUCAUGCUUAUGUGUGUUAUCCGACCGUUGUUUGUGUUAUCUAUCAUGUUUUUAUCAAAAAGUGAUGUUUGUGAAGUUGUUUCAAAUUAAAUCAGCCUCUAUUUAGUGAAUGGUGCACCUGAAUGUCAACAAGGAAAAAAUGUCCCGCCAUGAGAAAGCAAAAAGCGGUUUUCUGGACACAUGGUUCGGGCGGCCCAAGAAGGCGGGCGCGGGGCUCGAGCGCGGCUACGACACAGUGCCGAGGGCGGAGCCCCGCGCGGAGGACGACGAGCCCGCCGCGGAGUACACCAACAAGAUAGACGCGUUGGAUGACGACCAGCUCGAGCGGAGAUUUGAGGAGAUGCUCACUGAUAUGAAUAUCGGUGAAAAGAAAAAGGAACCGUUAAGAAAAUACUCCAGGGAUCAGAAGAAGAAGAUGCUGGUGGCUUACAAAUUUGUCAACGCACAGGAAGGUCGUUCGAAAUUCGAAAAACCAUCCGAUUACGUGUCAUAUCUAAAUCAAGCUGAACUAUCGGUGGGUAAGCUGCAUAGCUGCUUGGAGAACCUCAGGAUAGCAUUGACGAACAAUCCCUUGUCCUGGAUCGAGGAUUUCGGCACGAAGGGCAUCGAGAGUCUCCUGACCACGCUCAAUGUCUGCUAUACCAAUGAUUCCCGUUAUGAUCGCGUCCAGUAUGAAUGUAUUCGGUGUCUCUCAGCGAUUCUCAACAACACAGUCGGUAUCCGUGCGGUUUUUGAGUGUAGAGAAGCUCUUCCAGUCCUGGCUAGGAGUCUGGAUGCUAGGAAACCUCAUUGUGCUUUGGAAGCAUCUAAGGUACUCGCUGCGAUAUGUCUCAUACCGAACGGUCACGAGAAGGUUCUAGAAGCGAUCACGAUGGCGGGCGAGUCGAGCCGGAAGCCGAGGUUAUUGCCAAUCAUCGAGGGCUUGGUCGCUAAGGCACCCGAGAGCUUGAAGAACGGUUGCAUGCAACUUAUGAACGCGAUCAUCACUGAACCAGAGGAGCUAGAAUUCAGGAUGCAUUUACGGAGCGAGUUUAUGAGAACUGGACUGUAUGAUCUGAUAGACGAGCUCCGCGCGGGCGCCGAGGAGGGGGGCGGGCGGCUCAUACAGAUGAACGUGUUCGACACGCACGCCGCGGCCGACCAGGAGGAGUUCCUGGCCAAGUUCGAUGACGUCAGAGUGGACUUCCAUGACGUGAACGAAUGUUUCGAGCUGGUUAAGAAUUUGGUGGUAGAGACGCCAGCGGAACCCUAUCUACUGUCGAUACUACAACACUUGUUAUUUAUAAGGGACGACGAAUUGAUAAGGCCAGCAUAUUACAAACUUAUAGAGGAAUGUAUAACACAAAUCGUGCUGCACAAGAACGGCUACGACCCAGACUUUAGGCAUACGCAACGGUUCAAUAUAGACGUCCAACCCCUCAUCGACGGACUGAUCGAGAAGUCCCGCGCGGAGGAGGAGCGCCGAGUGGAGGAGCUGAAGGGCAAGCUGGAAGCCGCCAUCGCGGCGCGGCAGGAGGCCGAGGCGCGCGCCGCGUCGCUGGAGGAGCGCCUGCGCCUCGCGCCCGCCGCGCCCGCCCACGGGAACAUCGCCGCCAUCGCCAAGGCGAUUAGCAGCCCCGGAGGACCGCCCCCGCCACCGCCCCCUCCUAUGCCGGGAGGGCCCGCCCCGCCGCCGCCGCCGCCGCCCAUGCCAGGCUCAGGUAUGGGUCCACCUCCCCCGCCGCCUCCCCCGUUCCCGGGCGCCGCGGGUGCUCCGCCGCCGCCCCCGAUGCCCGGUGGAGCGCCUCCACCGCCACCGAUGAUGGGGGGUCCUCGGCCACCACCGCCGCCUGGCAUGGGGCCCAUGAUGCCAAGAAUGCCUCAACCAGAUAUCUUACCUCAUGGACUGAAGCCUAAAAAGAAGUACGAGGUUGAAGGGCCUCUGAAACGCGCCAAUUGGAAGACGAUCGUCCCACAGAAGAUGUCCGAAAAAGCUUUCUGGGUUAACGUACACGAAGAUAAGCUCGCGUCGCCGGAUAUUCUCAGCGGUUUGGCGCUGAAGUUCUCUAGUAAACCAGUCGCUAAGAAGAAUGAGGAUUCUGUCGACAAAGUCCACACAUUGAAAAAAGUAAAAGAUCUAAAGGUUCUAGACAGCAAAGCGGCGCAGAAUCUGUCUAUUCUACUCGGGGGUUCCCUAAAGCACAUGUCGUAUGAGCACAUAAGGACGUGCGUGCUGCGCUGCGACACCACCGUGCUCACCGCUGACGUGCUCGACCUGCUCAUACAGUACCUGCCCCCAGCGGAUCAGCUCAAGAAACUCGCGGAUUUGAAAUGCAAAAGCGAGGAACUAACGGAGGCGGAGCUGUUCUCGGCGACGGUGGCGGACAUCAAGAGGCUGGUCCCGAGGUUGAGGAGUUUGGCCUUCAGAGAACAUUAUAGCGAAAUCAUAUCCGAGCUAAAACCUGAUAUCGUGUCCGGCACUGCGGCGUGUGAGGAAGUGAAGUCGAGCGGUAAAUUCGCGAAGAUUCUAGAAUUGUUACUGUUGUUAGGAAACUAUAUGAACACUGGGUCGAAUAACGCUGGCGCUUACGGCUUUGAAAUAAGUUUUCUCACUAAGUUAACGUCAACGAAAGAUCUGGAGAACAAGCAGACGUUGCUACAUUACUUAGUUGAUACGAUAGAAAGUAAAUUCCCUGAUGUGCUGAGCUUCGCCGAGGAAAUGCCUCACAUAGAUCGGGCAGCUCGUGUCUCGAUGGAGAAUCUCCAGAAGGCUCUGAAGAAGAUGGACAACGACAUACGAGCCCUCGAAACGGAUUUGAACAAUAGCCGGGUGCCUCAGACCCCGGACGACCUCUUCAAUGAAACUAUGAGCAAUUUCGCAAAAGAGGCCCGCGAGCAGUGCGACGUCUUACACUCUAUGUUCAAGAAGAUGGAGGCGCUGUACGGUGAACUGGCGGAGUACUACGUGUUUGAUCCUCACAAAUACACUUUAGAAGAAUUUUUCUCAGAUAUCAAGACUUUUAAGGACUCCUUUGCGACGGCGCACCAGGACAACGUGGUGGCGCGCGAGAGCGAGGAGCGCGCGCGGCGGGCGCGGGCGGCGCGCGCGGCGGCCGAGCGCGAGCGCCGCGACCGCCAGCACCGGUACAAGCAGUUCGUGGACAUGGAGCAGGCGCAGGACGGCGUCAUGGACAGUUUAAUGGAAGCCCUCCAGAGCGGAUCGGCGUUCAGUCGGGAGCGGCCUAGGAAAAAGGCAAAUCCGAGAGUGGCGGGAGCUGAACGAAGAGCACAGUUGAAUAGAUCUCGGUCGAGAUCCGCGCUGACGGGUCCGCUGACGACUCGGGAGUUAACGAAUGAGUUGCUGAGUAACGCGUGAUAGCUUUAACAGUGAUACUAGUACUAUAAUAUAUAGUUUAUAAGAUAUUAUAUAUGAACGAACAUAAAUCGGCCUAUUUCAUGUAAAAAUAAUUAUCUGAGGGCGUUUU